CUCAAAUCAACAUGUCAGUAUGCACCUUCAACGCCCCACCACACUCCUUACUAAGCUCAAAACCCCCCUUAGGUACACAACAUCCUUUGCCUUCUUCGAAGCCCUAAUCGAAGCAGGGGUCAAGAAUUGCUUCGUAAACCUCGGUUCCGACCACCCCAGCAUUCUCGAAGCCAUCGUCAAGGGCCAGAAGGAGCUCCCAGAUAAAUUCCCAAAGAUAAUCACAUGUCCAAAUGAAAUGGUGGCGCUAUCCAUGGCGGACGGAUACGCCAGGCUGAGCGGCGAGGCCCAGUGUGUCAUUGUGCAUGUGGACGUCGGCACAUUGGCACUAGCAGCCGCUGUUCACAACGCAGCCAUGGGUCGGGCCCCCGUUCUGAUCUUCGCCGGUCUCUCACCGUAUACCAUUGAAGGCGAAACUCUUGGUUCGAGAACGGAGUUCAUCCAUUGGAUACAGGAUGUACCUGAUCAGAAGCAGAUUGUGGCCCAGUACUGUCGGUAUGUUGGAGAGAUUAAAACAGGGAAAAAUGUAAAGCAGAUGGUGCGUCGUGCGCUCCAACUUGCUACUAGUCACCCCCAAGGACCGUCUUACCUUAUGGGGGCGAGGGAGGUCAUGGAAGAGACUAUCGAACCCUAUAGCAUCAACUCUGCAUUCUGGAGGCCGAUUGCUCCUGCAGCUCUACCACAGGAGGCUGUGUGUGAGAUUGCCGAGGCUCUGGUCAACGCAUCUGAUCCUCUUGUCAUUGUUGGCUUUACCGGGCGUAACCACGCUGCGGUACAAUCCCUUGUAUCACUAGCCAAUACUGUACGAGGACUUCGCGUGCUCGAUACGGGUUGCUCAGACAUGUGUUUUCCCGCGGACCACCCCGGAUGGCUAGGAAUGAAAUACGGCGUGGACUCUGCGAUCGAGAAUGCCGAUGCCUUCCUUAUACUCGACUGCGACGUACCCUGGAUCAACAAGCUUUGCAAACCCAAGGCUUCAGCAAAGGUGUUCCAUCUUGAUGUUGAUCCGCUGAAGGGAUCUAUGCUGAUGUUCUACAUCGAUGCCCAGCAGCGUUAUCGCGUGGAUACACAAGUCGCGCUGGAGCAGAUCACCGAAUACAUUCGUGGUCCUCUGGCCAAGCAGCUUGCAACUGCCGAAGUCGAUAGCCGGGCUGAGGCUCUUGUGCAGUCAUACAACGAACGCAUUUGCGUGCUUGAUGAGCGGGCUAAGCCUUCAGACAAUGGGACUCUCACGGCUGAUUACAUCUGCUCCACUGUGCGGCGAAAGUUGCCUCAAGAUACCAUCUUCGCGGUAGAAGCAAUCACAAAUACGAUUGCAGUUGCUGAUCAAAUCCGCGCCACGCUUCCAGGUCAAUGGAUUCACUGUGGAGGCGGGGGCCUCGGAUGGAGCGGCGGCGGCGCUUUAGGUAUCAAGCUCGCAGCAGACGCAGCUGAUGCUUUGGUCCCUGGGAAGCGGAAGAGAUUCGUAGUGCAGAUCGUGGGCGACGGGUCUUAUAUGUUCAGUGUUCCAUCGAGUGUAUAUUGGAUCUCUGCCCGCUACCAGAUCCCCGUGCUGACUAUCGUUCUUAACAAUCUGGGUUGGAACGCGCCACGGAGAUCUAUGCUGCUGGUGCAUCCUGAUGGCCCUGCAUCGAGAGCUACCAAGGAGGAGCUUAAUAUUUCUUUCGCCCCGAGUCCAGACUAUGCGGGCAUAGCGAGGGCUGCGAGUAACGGAAAAAUAUUUGGUGCCCGUGUAAUCAAUGUGUUCGGAUUUGAGGCAGCACUGAAUGGGGCGGUGAAGAGUCUUGAGCGAGGUGUCUCGGCAGUGUUGGAUGUUGCGAUAUAA
Bipolaris sorokiniana ND90Pr is the source of this 1822-nucleotide messenger RNA. RefSeq lists its product as uncharacterized. Gene Ontology annotation, cellular component: acetolactate synthase complex; mitochondrion. Gene Ontology annotation, biological process: L-valine biosynthetic process. Gene Ontology annotation, molecular function: thiamine pyrophosphate binding; magnesium ion binding; acetolactate synthase activity. The transcript is spliced from 2 exons. Bases 20 to 1822 code for a protein of 600 amino acids. The record is from RefSeq and is a predicted model, not a curated record. NCBI's taxonomy places the organism in Eukaryota, Fungi, Ascomycota, Dothideomycetes, Pleosporales, Pleosporaceae.